Molecule: messenger RNA, 824 nt
Organism: Centropristis striata (black sea bass)
Lineage: Eukaryota; Metazoa; Chordata; Actinopteri; Perciformes; Serranidae
Product: IGFBP domain-containing protein
Exons: 4
Coding region: 156-824 (222 amino acids)
Biological process (GO): regulation of cell growth; regulation of signal transduction
Cellular component (GO): extracellular region
Molecular function (GO): insulin-like growth factor binding
Source: RefSeq, a predicted model, not a curated record
AGUGAAGCCACCCAGUGGAAACCCCUCUGCCCUCAUCUAUUGGCUGCUGGUGGGGGGUGGAGGUUGUGUCUCAUAAACUAUGUGUGUGUGAUCUCAGGUAUAUAAGAGGAGCUGACAGGUGUUCUCACCUCAACACAACAUUAGGUCGAUCAGAGAUGUGGAUGCUCGUCAUUUUCAGUGCCUUGUUUGGGGCGUUGGGGUCACAGGAAACGCCCUCUGCAGCAGCUCAGCAGCUGCAGGCCCUUCACUGCCCGCCCUGCGAGAGGAUACACUGCUCCACCCGGCGGGCGCUGAAGCUCCAGUGUAAAGGUGGUGUGACGACAGGUGUGUGCGGCUGCUGCCCCGUGUGUGCCAGAGCAGAGGGGGAGACCUGCGGAGGAACGUGGGACUAUCUGGGCAAGUGUGAUGAGGGACUGGUGUGUGUUUAUGAAGACUCAGCAGCUGCGAAACCAGACACAGAGCGCAGAGGCAUCUGUAAAGCAGUGAUUGCCUCAGUGGUUCCGGAGAGCUGUCAGCCAGAGUGCACGAGGGAAUACUGUCAGGCCAACCCCACUCACAUCUGCUCUGCCAGGUUUGUGUCUCUGGAGAAGCCAGCAUGCCAGGGCUCCUGCCAACACACCUCCUGUUCAAGCUGUCUGCUGCUGAAACCCCCAUCAUGCCCUCAGACCUGCACCCCCUCUGACUCCUCCUGCCUACAGCACUUUGGGAAGUGUGUGCACAAUCACCUGACCGCUCAUAGCAGUGUCUGUCACAACAACCUGCAGAGUCAUCCUGAGGGGCAUUUUCUGUGUUUGGUCCCAGCCUGUCCAAACACACCGAAAUAA